UACGAAGCGUCGGGUGCAGUAAGGGAUGCGAUCGUAAUUGUGGUUAGCUCUGUAUAAAAAGAUGUUUUCUUCUUACAAAACAUGUUUUUAAUAUAUUUUUAUAUUUAAAGCAUUGAGUAACCUUCAGUAAAUAUCUUCGUCAAUAAUUUUGUGAGAGAAUGCUACUUUCACUGAUAAAGAAAAAUGGGCUAAAUUUGGCCAGGUUCUUCGCUCAGACACCUCUACUGACCCAAGAGACUUCUGUACCUAAAUAUUGUAGUAUUCUGAAAGUUCCAAUCAGCAAGACUGCUAUUCAACAGACAGCAUAUUCUACUGAAGUACGGAGCACAGAUUCUGCAACAAAUAAAUCAUAUAAGACUCCAAAAAGGAAACGCUAUGGUUAUGAAGCAAAAUAUUUCACUGGAGGACUUCUACCUCGCCUUGAUAGUGCUAAACCAUUGCAAUCACUGAAAGCAUAUGAAGUUCCAGAAAACUGGGUAAAAAAGAAGGCUUUGUUUGGACAAAAUGAUUAUAUUGAUAUACUGGGUGAUGGCAAAGUCACUCCAAAGGAAUUGAUCCGUGGUCCACCCUGGUUGAAAGGAUUCAAAGGAAAUGAGAUGCAGCGAUUAAUACGUCACAUUAGAUUUGAAGGGCAUCAUUUGAGGUUUUAUUAUCCCACAAAACAUCACAAUAUAAAAAAGAGAAUUAAAUAUCUUUAUAAAUUCUACAAUUUCCGUCGGCAUAAAACCAAUUAUUAAAACCAAUAUUCAAGUUUGGUUAUUAAAUGCUUUUUCCUUAAAAAUGA
Messenger RNA from Octopus bimaculoides (California two-spot octopus), 784 nucleotides. Its product is annotated as large ribosomal subunit protein mL51. Lineage: Eukaryota; Metazoa; Mollusca; Cephalopoda; Octopoda; Octopodidae. Gene Ontology annotation, cellular component: mitochondrial large ribosomal subunit. Gene Ontology annotation, biological process: translation. The record is from RefSeq and is a predicted model, not a curated record. Gene Ontology annotation, molecular function: structural constituent of ribosome.